GUUCAGUCCCGCUCAGUAGAGGCAAAGUAAGGCGAGAAUGAGCCGCUCUGCGCGCUCGUUCCAACUGCGGGACCAGCCUCGAAGAUCGAACAGUCCGAUGGAAGGCGAUGAAUUAGAGCCAAGCAGCGAUGCACCCCUGGCAGCAGAGGCGAGUGCACACUGGCAGAUUGAUGCAGAGCUCGCGCGGAAACUGCUGCGGCGUCGCGUCAAGGCCGUCGCGCGCCUGUCUGCCUGGUCCAGUGACUGCGAAAGCGCGUCCACAACAACAUCAUCAGGUCGCCCGCUUGUGACAGGACAAGCCAACAAACACCGUAUUGCAAAAAGGUCCCCGCGCGCAAUGCACAGCUCGGCGUCUCAAUCUUCCGUUUCCAAUCGAGUCUCAGCAGCAGCUCUGCAGCCGGCGCAGGCUGACGAGAUUGCCAUUCUUUCAACCACAUCGCAUCCCAACGACAAUGAUGAACAAGCGCCGCCAGUCGCUGGGCUGACUCACAAGCAAGACACCCGUCAUCGAAGACACACACCGCGAUCUUCUCGCCAAUCCAUGCUCAUCGAGAUCGAGCCGAGUCAGCAACCACCCCCCAAGGAAUCCACACCCAUCGUGAUUGUCUCGUCCCAAUCCUCUGCCUCGUCCACCGAAUCCAUUCCACCCACACCAGAACAAGCAGCCUGGCGUGCGCAUCGUUCUACGCGCAGCAGGCGAAGAAGUGUGCCAUUGCCGUCCAUGAUUCCAGCACACGCGAGUACCGAUGGUCAACGUUGACAAUAUACAAAUACUGUAUCCUGAUUGCAGUUGCACGGUUCAAUCUCACAGAAGAAGAAGAAAAAUAUGUUGUACACACGAGACACACACGAAAACAUUCAUC
This is a messenger RNA of Capsaspora owczarzaki ATCC 30864, 863 nucleotides long. RefSeq lists its product as hypothetical. The transcript has 2 exons. NCBI's taxonomy places the organism in Eukaryota, Filasterea, Ministeriida, Capsasporidae. Bases 38 to 760 code for a protein of 240 amino acids. The record is from RefSeq and is a predicted model, not a curated record.